CAUUGUCAUUGCUAGAAGAUUGUAACAUCUCCACCCCAACCACCACACGUCACUAUUUGCACGACUACCAUACCCUUACCAUCCCCUACCGCCACCGCCAUCACCAUCGCCAUCACCAUGAUUGUCGCCGCCACCACUUACAAUUGUAACCAUCAUUCUUACACCAUUGCCGCCAUCACCACCAUUAUUGUUUCCACCGUGACUGCCAAUAAAGCUGCAAUCGCCACUACUGCAGCUGCCAGUGCUACCAUAGGCAAUCCAACGUCCUACAAAAACCCUCAUGAUUCAUGCAGAGCGUCACCUGGUUUUUUUUUUUUUUUUUUUUUUAAACCUACUUUUAGAUUCCGUCCUUUUUAAACGUUGCGCGGAUUUAUUUUGAAUUUUAGUGAUAUUUAAGAAUUUAAUUUGAAACUUUAAAAGUAAGUUAGUAAAAUUGGAAUUAUCUGUCGAAAUAAUAAUAUAAUACAUAGUUUCUCCUUCCUCAAAAUCAACCCUUUCAAUCAUUCCAAGGACAAAUCGCUCUCUCUUUAAGUCUCAUCUGGGUCGGGUAAAUUUCUUUCUUUGGUUUCGGUUUUUCUUCAAUCUGUCUUUCUGGACGGCCAUUUUGGUCAAUUUGAUGCUUCUUGGCUGGCUGGUGUUCUUUUUCUGAGUUCGAUUAUCGACUUGUGUGGUUCUGAUUUUGUUUCUUGAGUAAAUACUUACCGAUCUGUAAUUUGUAUUCUGCCAAAUGGGGAAAAAUGGUAACUUUGGGCAUCAGGGUUUUGGUACUUGACCUUUCUUGUUUGAUCUGAUUUGGGUUUUCUCGUUUGAGGUGCUUAUGUUGCUUUCUGGGCAACUGGGUUGUUGUUUGUAUGGAUGUUUGCUUGAAAGCUAAAGCUCCCUCUCUCUCUCUCCCACUCCUUAUACGAAAGAUAAGCCAUUUGGGUUUUUGUUGACUUUAUCAUAUUUGUAUGGAUAUUGAUUUGAAGUUAGUGUGAGCUGGUUUUGGUAAUGCCUUUAGGUGUUAGUGGAUUCAGGAUGUAGUUGUUCGUCGCUUGUCUUUUAAAGGUUUCAAAAUUGGAAUAUGCUGGCUUUUGCACUUCUCUUUACUUUUUAUAUUCUUCCUUCGUUGAAAGCGCAUUGUGUUUGUCUUAAGUUUUAGCUUAAGGUAAUUAUGCGUGUAAUUGGAAUUUGGAUUAUAUUGACUCUAAUGAUCUUUGUUUUUGUGAGGAUCAUUUCUUUCAAACAUAUCUUGUAUUCAGAACUUUAUUGAUUUAUAUUUUUGUAAAUAUAGCAAUUGGAGAAAAACAGGCCGAAUCUCUUUUGCAGCUUUCCAAAUCAUUGAUCCCCUAUCUCACGCUCAAACAAACCUUUUAGAGAGCCAAACUGUAGGAGAAACCUGUGUUUUUGAUGCUCAAAUCAACUCAACUAAGCCUUUAUCUGGAAACUAAGCAAUCUCCGCUAGUCUCGCAAAAGAAAGUGAGAAAAUGAGAAUGUGAAAAAUGUAGGUUACAAGAUGAAAGGAUGAGAGGAGAGAUUUAAUUGUUGCAUGUCUUAAUUGAAGUCAAACUUGAUUGAAUUUCAGUGAUGUGUGAUAACUGUUUAGGUAGUAUCAGUGGUAAUUCUAAGGGGACAGAUACAAGAUUGGAUUGAUAGUCAUGAGGAUUUGGGAAUGUAUGUUUCACAAUGGUUCUGGGAGGCAUAUCGGCUUACGGCUUUCCUUAUUCUAGCACUCUAAUCAGUGCAGUUGGGAAUUUUGUGGCGCAUAAAAAAGCUGAAUUGCUGAUUCUCUUCUUGGUAGCCAAAGUUUUCUUGAGGACUUCAUUCCUUUUUUUUUCUUAUGGCUACAAAUGAAAAUCUCCCACCAAAUGUAAUUAAGCAACUUGCGAAGGAAUUGAAGAGUCUUGAUGAAUCCCCUCCUGAAGGCAUUCAAGUUGGGCUUAACGAUGAUGAUUUUUCAAUCAUAUAUGCUGAUAUUGAAGGGCCAGCUGGCACUCCUUAUGAGAAUGGUGUUUUCCGCAUGAAGUUGUUAUUGUCCAGGGACUUUCCGCACUCUCCUCCUAAAGGCUACUUCCUGACGAAGAUUUUCCAUCCAAACAUUGCGACUAACGGUGAGAUUUGUGUCAACACCUUGAAAAAGGAUUGGAAUCCAAGUCUAGGAUUACGACAUGUUCUGAUUGUAGUUAGAUGUCUAUUGAUUGAACCAUUUCCAGAAUCAGCGUUGAAUGAACAGGCAGGCAAGAUGCUCCUUGAAAAUUAUGAGGAGUAUGCAAGACAUGCAAGGCUUUAUACUGGAAUCCAUGCUAAGCCAAAACACAAGUUUAAAACAGGAGCUAUUUCAGAGUCGACAACUGCACUGAACGUUGAUCAAACUAACACUUUGACGCUUAAUGCUGAUCAAAAGAACACAGCACCCGGUGCUGCUUUGCUGGUGAUCUCUGCAUCCCCAUCACUACUGGCACCUAGUACAGUCACCACAAGAGGAAAUGGUCAGGAUCAGGCACCCGUUGUAGCUCCAAUGGAGACGGGAGUAGGUGGGUCUGCUACUACGGUGAGGAAGGAAGGUGGAUUGACAAAAGCACAGGCAGAAAAGAAGAAAAUAGAUGCGAGAAAGAAGAGUUUGAAGAGAUUAUGAAGUUAAGAGGGAUGAAUGAUUGAUUGGAACUUCUGUUAUGCAGUUUGUGACUUAUUUGUCCUUGAUUGAUGGAGGAGGAGGAGGAGGAGGAGGGGUUAAAAAAGCCAAAGAGCCGAAAUGCAUGUAAAGUACAUGAAUUUGAGAAAAGUGAUGGAUUAAAUUUACCCGCUUGCCGCCCCUUUCGUUUUCGUUGGUCUCUUCUCUUGAUAUGUUUGUGGUAUUUUCUGACAAGGUUACGGUGAUCUGAUUUAAAUUGCUGAAACUUUGACU
Pyrus x bretschneideri (Chinese white pear) is the source of this 2884-nucleotide messenger RNA. RefSeq names its product ubiquitin-conjugating enzyme E2 22. Lineage: Eukaryota; Viridiplantae; Streptophyta; Magnoliopsida; Rosales; Rosaceae. The record is from RefSeq and is a predicted model, not a curated record. The coding region runs from base 1820 to 2614 and encodes 264 amino acids. The transcript has 7 exons.